CCCAUUGUAAGUGAGAACUCGUCCUUUUAAACGGCUUUACAGUUUUGAUGGGUGUUGUCAGUAUGGUCAAACAAUAACAAUAAGUGACUGCUUCUUUGUUUUCUAAUUUUUUGGUUUCGCUUUGUUUAUAACUUUUUUUCUGGAAGUGUGAACUGGUUUCGUGUGCGCCAUCGUGAUUUUCACCACAAAGGCAGGUGUGCAGCUCGGUUUUCGAAGCGACGAAGAGUGCAACAGGAGGAAGUACAAUCCAAAAGAAUAACUGGGGGAAAAAAUGUCUAAUUCUAGGAAUGUGAAAAAUUGUCAAAAUCCAGAAAGGCAUUCUGAGAACCAUGAAUCCCUGCAAACCAAGCAGAGCUACAGAGACGCCCAAAACCAUUAUAAUGAAAAUCCUUCAUCAUUCAGGCAGUCGUUUGCUGCUAGUGAGAGGUCAUCUGAACCAUAUUUUAACACAAGACAUUCAACGAACCGACCUCCUGAGUACAACCGCCAGUCCUCCAGAAGGAGGCCUCCCCCAGCCCCAGAGUCUAAAUGCUCACUGCUAUGUUCCAGAAGAGGGGUCUUGAGAUUUACAGAGAUUGGGACAAACCUGUUGGUACUCAUCUGUGUUGCGGCCUCACAGGCAGUGAGUUCAGGCUACGCUGGAAUGGGUGGCUUGGGGGCUGGCGGUUUCAGCAUUGAUUCUGCCUACAGCCCCUUCCAGGGAACCGAGCUGCAGCAGGUACGCGACCUGGACAUACAAUACAGCCAGAUGCGAGCCCCUGGGGUGUACGGCGGCGUGAGCUUCAGCCUGACCCUUUUUGUUCUCACUCUGUUCCUUCUGGUGGCCGGGGCUAAAUCCUUGUACCAAAUCUCUCUCAAAUUCCUCAUAGCCGAAUUUGUCAUGGAUGUGCUGGCAUGUGUGAUAUACAUUGUGGCUGUUGGCCUCUACCUCCACUUUGUUAACCAGGUGAAUUCAACUGAUGUAUGUAAGAAAAGAGAGCUGGUCUACGCACGCCAGGGAUACACCUGGAUGAGCUGCAAUGUGCAAGGGAGCGAUGCAGCAGUUGCUCUUUUUGGCCUCAUUUCAUCUUGUCUGUAUGGAGCUGGAGCCGUACUGUGUGCACUCACGAUAAAAAAAGCCAGAGUGCUCCAGCGUGGUCGGAAUCGGCAUCGGCCACAAAGCCAACCAUCAUUUAAAUGGAUAAACUCUCACCAUCAUGACGCAGAAGCUGAUCGGCCAGUUGCCACAUUGGUUUAAUGGAGAAGGAAGCUUUCCAUAAUACAUCAUGGCAAGAAUAACUAAUGACUUUAAUUUUUAGCAGCUGGUUCAUUGUUUUUAAAUAGUAUUUUACAGUAAGGUUACAUUUUAUUUACCCAUUAAUAGUUGUUAAUUAUAUUUUACAAAAAAUACUUUAGCAUCAGCCAUCGACUUAUUAACAGACUUGCAGUAAACCUUAAAAGCCCCACUGCCUUCUCUCUGAGAUUCGAGGUGAUGUUUUCUGUGCACAGGAACGGCUGUUGGAUAUGUAAAUGGUGUGUAUAUUUACAAGAAUCUAUUUAUAUAAUCUAUUUGAUGUGUAUGCACUGGUAACUGGAGCUCCACUCUCCAUAAACCAGUCUAUCUGAUUUGAUUAUAUCUGCUAGUUUUUCUAAUUACAUUUUUAAGGAGACCAAUUUAAGUAAACAUUUUUGUAUUCAAAUAAAUUGAGACUUGAAAACAAAAACUUCUUCCUUUUUUAGAAAGUGUCAUACAAUGCUACUGUUCUUAUUUA
Polypterus senegalus (gray bichir) is the source of this 1751-nucleotide messenger RNA. Its product is annotated as MARVEL domain-containing protein 3-like. The transcript has 4 exons. Bases 272 to 1237 code for a protein of 321 amino acids. The record is from RefSeq and is a predicted model, not a curated record. Gene Ontology annotation, cellular component: membrane. NCBI's taxonomy places the organism in Eukaryota, Metazoa, Chordata, Cladistia, Polypteriformes, Polypteridae.